This is a messenger RNA of Suillus discolor, 1570 nucleotides long. RefSeq names its product glycoside hydrolase family 5 protein. Gene Ontology annotation, molecular function: beta-glucosidase activity. The coding region runs from base 1 to 1275 and encodes 424 amino acids. The record is from RefSeq and is a predicted model, not a curated record. The transcript is spliced from 7 exons. Lineage: Eukaryota; Fungi; Basidiomycota; Agaricomycetes; Boletales; Suillaceae. Gene Ontology annotation, cellular component: extracellular region; cell surface. Gene Ontology annotation, biological process: glucan catabolic process.
AUGUUCUCUGCGUUUUUGGCCCUCAUCGGGCUGUCUCUGUUCCACUCAGUAUCGUCUCAGUUUUCUCCUGGUUUCCCUUAUGGUUCUCAGAUGGUGCGAGGUGUCAACCUUGGAGGUUGGCUCGUACUCGAGCCAUGGAUCACCCCCAGUAUAUUCGACAACACAGGAAAUCCUAACAUUGUCGAUGAAUGGACAUUUGGACAAUACUAUGACCGUGCCACUGCGACAACCGUACUACAGAACCACUGGGACACCUGGAUUACGCAGGAUGAUUUUGCAAAUAUCGCUGCUGCCGGAUUGAACCAUGUGAGACUGCCUAUUGGGUACUGGGCCUUUGAAGUUGGCUCUGGUGAGCCAUACAUACAAGGCCAGCUUCCUUACCUUCAGAACGCUGUACAAUGGGCUAGCCAAUACGGACUCAAGUUGAUCAUCGAUCUCCAUGGGGCUCCCGGAAGCCAAAAUGGGCGCGUACUAUUUGUGUCUUGGUACGACAAUUCUGGACACAGAAUGUCAUACCCUACAUGGCAGUCAAACCAAACGAAUAUUGCCCGGACAAACGCGAUCAUCGAACAGAUUGCUUCCAUGUUUGCCGACCAAGCUGAUGUUGUUCCUAUCAUCGCGCCCCUGAACGAACCAGCUGGAUACUACGGAUCAUCUGUGCUAACACCUUUGAGACAAUAUUACUACGAUUCUUAUGGAAAUAUUAGGUAUCCAUAUGGCACGUCGACGCAGAGUAAUACUGUCGUUCUACUUCAUGACGCUUUCCAGUCUUUGAGCUAUUGGAACGGAUUCGAGACCACGCCUGAUUUCCAGGGCGUGGCGAUGGAUACACACAUCUACCAGGUGUUUUCCAAUGAGGAUGUCCAAAUGUCUUGGCAGAGCCAUAUUGAUACUGCGUGUGAUACUCAAUCUACUCUUUCCGAUUUCGACCUUUGGCUUAUGGUCGGUGAAUGGUCACCCGCCAUCACUGACUGCGCCACCUACCUGAAUGGCAGGGGCAACGGGGCCCGUUAUGACGGUUCCUAUCCUGGUUCCACUUACGUUGGAAGUUGCACCGGACUUACCGGGAGCGCAUCUACUUUUAGCUCGAGCUAUAAGACUUUCCUUCGUCAGUUUUGGGAAGCACAAGUCAUUUCCUACGAGAAAUCGAACGGGUGGUUGAUGUGGACGUGGAAGGCAGAGAGUGCAGACGAAUGGUCAUACCUGGCUGGAUUGCAAAACGGCUGGAUACCCUGGUCUCCUACUGACCUCGAAUACCCCACUAUUUGCGGAUAGAUGCACCUACUCGCUUUAGUAGAAUUCUCUCUCUCGCUCCUUCCUAAUCCUGUGUUUGUUAUUGUUCUGCAUGAUUGCCCAACCAUCGUAUUUAUACCCAGUUUUUGAAGGAUCACGUACUCUGACAUAGUCGCCAAGUUUCUCCCAUUUGUAUAGAAGAACCGCAUGGUUAGUUCCGCAGACAUAAUUCACUCCCAUGUGCGAAUUCCACCUGUGCCCAGCGCUCUCAAACCGCUCCCCAUCAAGUUGAUGUGCGCAAGAUUGGAAGUUCAAAGUUCAGCUUCGUGUAGUACUG